Messenger RNA from Symbiodinium necroappetens, 423 nucleotides. The record is from the annotation of a GenBank genome assembly. Lineage: Eukaryota; Dinophyceae; Suessiales; Symbiodiniaceae.
AUGAUAUCCUGGCUCCUUCUGGGUCUGUUCCUGGUCGGGGCACACCGAGACUCUCGGCACUUUGCCGUUCAACUCGACGACGAAAUCGAGGAGUCUCCAUCUUCACCUGCGAUUCUGGCUUCGCCUGAGAACGUCUCCAGCGUGUUGGCGUCCGUCAAUGCAGCAGAGCCCAUGCGAGUGCAUCUCUUGGCAGGCGUCUACCAAAACGUUACAUUUACUCUGCCACCCGAUGCCAAUCUGGAGUUGCAGGGUGAGCCGGGCACGAAGGUGGAGGAUUUGUAUGUGAAAGGGUACACCGACGAGACACCAAGGCAGGGCAUGUUGAACAGCAUGGUCAUCGGUUCUGUAAUUUCCUUCCGGACCCUGGCUACAUCCUAUGCUAGGGCUGAAGGAGCUUCAUGCGAAGCCCUCAGACUUCAUUGA